CUCGUAUCUUGAAAUUCAUUGAGUAAUGAGUCUCAGUCGAGUGGCAGAGAUGAACGAGGAACCGCAUGCCCAUGAAAAGCUUGUGGCGAAGGCAACCCGGCGUGAUCCUGAAACUGCCAGCAGUAGCAGCGCAGAGAGCCACCAAAAUGGAGAGCCUUCCGCCAUCAGGGAGCCAUCAGUCGCCCAGUCACCGCUGACCAUCUAUCUGCUGGAGCCCUUCAUUUUGAUUCUGCUCUUUGCCUACAAUUUUUCGUCCACCGUUUUGAAGAGUCAAAUCAUCUAUCAGAGCUGCACGUCGGGAUUUGGAUACUCGAAUGAGGUCUGCCUGCUCCUAGGCACCAAGAAUGCCACAAACGAGACGAAGAGAAUCGAAGAGGUAGUGCAGCCGUACGCAGCUCGAGUCGUUGUGGUCAUGAGGAUUGUGGAGUGCAUUAUUCCGGCAUUCUGCGGCCUCUUCGCUGGCGCCUGGGCAGAUCGCUACGGACGCAAGCCGCUCUUGAUGUGCUCCUUUCUGGGCUACGGCCUGCAGUAUUUGAUUUCAGCUGGCGUUGCCUAUGCAGCCAUGCAGACAGGUGGCAUGGUUAGCCCUUGGUGGUACGUGCUCUCGAUUGUGCCUCUAUCGUGUCUGGGCAGCAGUGUCACCUACUCCGUGGCCGCCGUGUGCUUCCUAGGAGACGUGUCCGAGGGAAAGGCUCGCUCAUACAGGAUGAUUGCCUACGAGCUGGCCAUUUAUGUGGGUCUCCUGCUGGGCAGCUUUGGCUCUGGCUACGCUUAUGAGGCUACCAAUGCUUACGUUGUGCUGUGCAUAUCCGCCUGCUCCAUUCUCGUUGCCCUCUUCCUGAUGAUCGCUCUGCUGCCAGAGAGUCUGCCCAGAAGUGAGCAAAACGCUGCGACACCAGACAGAGAUGUGCUUGCCCUGCUGAAGGAUUUGUGGAGCACUUGCAGCAGACACCGCGCCCACAAAGAUCGCUCUAUUGUGUUCCUAGUUAUGUCUGUCCUGCUGCUGGCAGCCUUCGUCUCCGAUGGCAGCAACUCGGUGUUCUACAUGUUCAUGAGAGCCAAGUUCCAUUGGACUGUGAAGGAGUUUACCGAAUACGAAUCGGUGAGCAUCCUGGUGCCUGCUGUGGCUGGCUCUGGCGGCAUGCUGUUCAUUUGGUCCCUGCGUCAGUGCACCAGCUCGUCGGUUCUCUGGCUGGCCAUUGUCUCUCUCCUGAGUCACUCGUCCAGCAGCCUGAUGAAGUCCUGGGCCACGGUUAGCUGGCAAAUCUACGUAGCCAUUGCUUUGGGCGUAUUCAAGUCUCUGGUGAAUCCCAUGUGCCGGACCAUAAUCACCAAUCUCCUGCCAGCCGCAGAGCGAGGGAAAAUCUUUGCUCUGCUGGGCAUUCUGCAGACACUCUCUCCGCUGAUAUCCUCGAGCCUGUACUUUGCCAUCUACACGCGCACAUUGGACACGGAUCCGGGCACAUUCAAUCUGCUCAGUGCCUGCCUCUACGGCCUUGGGAUGGUCCUCCUCGUUGCGGUGUGGCAUAAAAAGUCUACAAAUCGGGCGUACUACGAGCCGGUAUUCAGGUGAAUCAACAAAUCUCUGCAAAUAAAAACAAAGUCUGCCAGUCAUUGCCAAACUUUCGAAUACAAAAUCCCCCCAUCAAUUCAUACUUAUUUACAUAUUCGAGCUGAGCAAUUGAAAAUGUGUUAAUUCUCGACUCUGUUGCUGCGGUGGAAAAUUUGUAAAGAUUUUCCCAUUGACCAAAAAAUGUGCGCGGAGUCCGCUGACGGAUCUUUAAAAAUAUUAAGCAUAUGUGAACAUACAUACAUUUAUUUAUUUAUUUGCACGUACAGUGUGCAGAAUAUAGCAUCGGAACACCCCAACGAUUGGUUUGGUGCUAACUCAUUCGAUGCUAAUUUCGCUUGCUGCUAAUUUGAAAUUAGUCGCCAAGUUUUUUACACCCUUGAUUAAGAUCGGUUGAGCGCCUAACCAAAGCCAACUGUACAAAUGAAAUUCAAAUAAAAUGAUGCCUCAACAGAGCGUAGCGAAAAAUCUGAUAUUCUACAUGGCGAACAUCAUUGCCAGCAAAUUAGUUAAAAUUAAUAUUUAACAAUCGUCCAAAGCUGAUGGCCAGAAACAACUGGCCACAGAUAUAACGAUCACGAGGCACCCGCUAGUCGGCA
Molecule: messenger RNA, 2169 nt
Organism: Drosophila guanche
Lineage: Eukaryota; Metazoa; Arthropoda; Insecta; Diptera; Drosophilidae
Product: proton-coupled folate transporter
Exons: 9
Coding region: 26-1573 (515 amino acids)
Biological process (GO): transmembrane transport
Cellular component (GO): membrane
Molecular function (GO): transmembrane transporter activity
Source: RefSeq, a predicted model, not a curated record